AUGAUGGAUGCCUCUCCUCUCCUCUUUACCUGCGUUAUGAGCAUAUCCGCAGCCCAUCUCUACCAGAACCAAGGGGAGAGUUCCUCUAUACCACUGAGCUUCCAAACAGAAGCAAUCUCACAAAUUUCCGGCGAGGUUGCCAAGAUAAAGACUGCUAUGCCGCCACAACCUCCUGGGAAUCUGGCUUUGGUUAGGCCAUCCCCAGGAUCGCUUGUCAAGGAUGACAUUCUUCUGGGAAUUAUUCUACUCGGCAUGACUUCGAGUUGGCAUGACCCUUCAUCCCUCGGCUUGUGUCACCUCACCGGAUCUCGGCAUCUCUUCAAGCUGUGGAUGACAGCGAGCGGCCUUGAAAGGCCCCUUAGGCCACUGUCGAUGACCCAGAACUUCAUUGUGUCCUCAAUGGUGUACUGGGAGGUUAUGGUAUCAUUUCUACUCCACCAAGAUUUAAAAGCAAUUUCGUAUCUCGACAUCUUUCUUGAUCCAGCCCCAGAGUUAUUAUCACAACCCUGUCCCUGGACCGGGGUGGCGACAGACAUCUUUAUCCGCCUUGCGAAGGUUGGAACAAUGGUUAGGAAACGGAGAAGCCUUCGCGGCCGCACACUUGCUGAGGGUGAGGCAUCAGGCCUCGUUCAGUUGAUCGAGGAGGCCUCGACUCUGGAACAAGCCAUUCUCAAAAGCCGAGCUCCCCUUAUUGGGUUAGUCAAAGAUACUGGCGAUCCUCGCUCUCCCCCAUCCCAUCUUGUCAAGAUGGCCCGCAGUUACCGACUUGCGUCCCUCAUUGAGCUCUACCGAGCGUUUCCAGAAAUCUCAAUCAGUUCGACCAGCAGAUGCGACGAGGUAGAAGAGACAGACAAACAUUCGCAGCUCGUCCUUGGCCUUGCAUUCGACAUAUUAGAGAUACUCGAGACUAUACCAGACAACUCUCGCACCAUCGCCAUCCAGAGUUUAGUCUACUUGAUAGCUGGAAGCACACUUGGACACUUCGUCGCGGCUGAUGGGCACCAACUGACAGUUGCUCAAAUCAGACAGAAUCAGUUGAUCAAAAAUUGGAGGCAGUUUGUUCGCAACAGGCUCUACAAGUCGUUUCUCUCCAUCGGCCUACACACCAUCAACCGCGUUGGCACAAUACUGGAGGAAGUCUGGUCGCGCAUGGAUUCGAUGGUGUCAAGCACUGGACAAGGGCAUGUCAUGGAUGUGCAUUGGAUCGAUGUCAUGACUGGAAAGCAGCUCGAGACUAUUCUCGGAUGA
Fusarium keratoplasticum is the source of this 1248-nucleotide messenger RNA. RefSeq lists its product as uncharacterized. Gene Ontology annotation, molecular function: DNA-binding transcription factor activity; transcription cis-regulatory region binding. NCBI's taxonomy places the organism in Eukaryota, Fungi, Ascomycota, Sordariomycetes, Hypocreales, Nectriaceae. The coding region runs from base 1 to 1248 and encodes 415 amino acids. The record is from RefSeq and is a predicted model, not a curated record. The transcript is spliced from 2 exons. Gene Ontology annotation, biological process: positive regulation of transcription by RNA polymerase II. Gene Ontology annotation, cellular component: nucleus.